AUGUCCCUACAGACAGGAUUGUUGCUCAAUAUCGGGCACCCCCAGAAGGGCGCAGAUCCACGAAACAUAGUCGAGUUGCUGGAAGUUCCUCUUUGCCCAGUACGUCCAAGGGUACAUGAGCACCUCUGCGCUGACCACGCUCAAUUCAUAGCCACUUUGUAUGGCUAUAAUAGUUCGAUGCCAUGGCGCGAUCGAGCGUCCAAUGACCUCGCUGUAAUUCAGCAGCUGUUUCCAGAAAUUCAUCUCAAAGACGAAUGGCUUGCAAUGGCCGCCUGGCUUUCAUUUACGCAUUUCACGGACGAGAUAGCACGCGACCAGGUUGAUGAGGAGGCCCUGCAUGCACUUGGAUUGGCUCGUGAACUAUUUCGUGUAGGUUAUCGAAAAGCAGAAGUGGUCACCUGCCCUCCACCUACACGCAAGUGCUCCUUUACCGAACGUUUGAAAGUCUCCAGCGAGAUCCUCCAGCGACAACUCGAGUCACUUUUACCGACUAAGGUUCUCCCAAUGGUUUAUCAACGCAUCAGUGAAGUGUAUACAGCAUGGAUUGAAGAAAUAAGAUUUCGAGAAAACCAGAGGCCUGAUACGAAGCUGUACCUGAACCUCAAAAGACAGGGCACAAGUAUUGGUCCAUGGUUAUCGAUGUCAGGCAACCUCUAUGGGACAGGCCAGCACGAGUCACUCAUGAAGCUUCUCACAGACCAUGUCACCACCUGCCUCAUCCUCCAGAAAGAUAUGAUCAGCCUUCAGGACCACCUCACGGCAGGCGAUUUUAUGAAUUAUGUUGUGAUGGAGCAAGCCAGUUCUUCCAUGUCCAAGGCCCAUGCGACCUUCGCCACAAUCGAAAAUUACGCAAAUGGCGUAAAAGAAGCGGCAAGUCUUCACAAUCACGUAUCUCAUCUGGCCAGGGUCGAGUAUCAGCAGAUCGAUAUCCUUGGAACUGCAGAUGAGAAAAGGCUGGCCCGCUCCAUCUAUUAUUUACUAUCUACUCAUCUACAACUGAUAUGGAAAAUUGAAUGUAGAAGGACGACCCGGCAUACGGCCUCAGGAACCGACGGAGUAUGA
Molecule: messenger RNA, 1062 nt
Organism: Exophiala bonariae
Lineage: Eukaryota; Fungi; Ascomycota; Eurotiomycetes; Chaetothyriales; Herpotrichiellaceae
Exons: 1
Coding region: 1-1062 (353 amino acids)
Source: RefSeq, a predicted model, not a curated record